This is a messenger RNA of Vigna angularis (adzuki bean), 1440 nucleotides long. Its product is annotated as transcription factor bHLH131. The record is from RefSeq and is a predicted model, not a curated record. NCBI's taxonomy places the organism in Eukaryota, Viridiplantae, Streptophyta, Magnoliopsida, Fabales, Fabaceae. The coding region runs from base 58 to 711 and encodes 217 amino acids. Gene Ontology annotation, molecular function: protein dimerization activity; DNA-binding transcription factor activity. The transcript has 3 exons. Gene Ontology annotation, biological process: regulation of DNA-templated transcription.
UUUUCUUGGCUCUCUUUGCAUACAACCUCCCAUAGGAGGGCAAAUCAGUUAAAUUCCAUGGUUUUCCUUCUACAGGGCAUGCAACAUCUUCGAAGUUACUAUAACUCAGAAGCUCAAAUGAUAAGAGGUGGGUUUCCUCAGCCAUUCAUCUCUAGGACAUACCAAACCAGUUUCUUGAAGCAAAGAUCAAAGACAGAGAUAAAAGUUGUAGCCGCAAAGAAACACAGUGAAGCUGAAAAGAGACGUAGAAUGAGAAUCAAUGGUCAAUAUGAAACCCUCCGAACUAUCCUUCCCAACUUGAUCAAAAAGGACAAGGCAUCGGUGUUGGCAGAGACUAUCAAGCAAGUGAAGGAGCUGAAGAAAAAAGUAUCAAAAGUGGAACAAGAGAGUUGUGGUAGCUCAUCAAAGGAUGUUGUUAAGUUUCCUAGUGGGGCAGACAGGUUGAGGUUGGAAAAAUGUAAUAAUGAGGAGGACCUAGUGAAGGCCACAUUGAGUUGCGAGGAUAGUAUGGGAUUGAUGUCUGCAAUAUCAAGGGCAAUGGGAUCAGUGAAAACCAAAGUGGUGAAGGCUGAGAUAGUGAGUGUGGGAGGGAGAAACAGAAGUGUGUUGUGGGUGCAAGGUCUUGGGAAUGAUCAUAUGGGGAUGCUCAAGAGCUCUUUGAAGAUUGCCAUGCACAAGCCAGCCUUUAAGAUGCGCCGUUCUACUCACUAAAUCUCUGUUCUUCAUUCUGACUUCUAAUGAUGGAGGAAUGUUGACUCAGUUAGGACCUAUAACAAGGACUAGUAACAAUAUUUAUGGUUUUGAGGGUUGUAGAAUAAUAAUGACAUUAGGAGCUUUGUGAAACUCAUGGCUUUCUCACGUUUAGGAUUACUUGAAAGAAAAAUUUAGUUUUUACAAUUUAGUAUGUGUACGAAUGUUAUGUCCCACUCUUCAUAUAAAGUAUAUGAUAUGUGACGGGUUAAUAUGUAAUGUGUUUGAUAAGGGAUAUGGAAGCCUCAAGUUUUCACUAUUGCGGAUGGACGUGACUUGUUGAAUGCGACGUAUUUCCUAACGCACUGGCAACCACUUUAAGACUCAAGUACAUAAUGAUGUGAAUAAUUAACAUGAAAUUGCUUUUGUAUUUUGUCCAUGAACCUGAGUAGUUGAAUACGGAAAGAAAUCCUGAGAAAUGCAUAAUUAGAGAUCACAAAAGUAACGUUCCAACGAAGAUAGGUUCGUAGUAACUUUGAACCACAUGACAACGCAGGACAAUUACUAAGUAAUUAUUAACUGCACAAACUUGAUUAUAAUCGGUGAAUUAUCACUCGAUUUAUUUUCCUUUAUUAGUUUCCUCAUUUUAUAGUUGUUCUAUAUACUGAUGAAUAAAUAAAAUCAUCCGAGUACAGAAUGAACAUUGAACAGGAAUCCUCAUUCUAUUUGGAUUAGCGAAAUAUUGAUUUU